Owenia fusiformis is the source of this 1449-nucleotide messenger RNA. The record is from the annotation of a GenBank genome assembly. Lineage: Eukaryota; Metazoa; Annelida; Polychaeta; Sabellida; Oweniidae.
ACACUCUGCGCGCAGGGUAACUAUAAUCGCUGGCCAGUAUCACGCGAAGGUAAGGGCCGUAACCUUCGCAUCUAAGAUGGCGGAAGUUUUGGCGCUGAUAUGUGGAGUAUGGGCACAGGAGUUUCCCGAUGACGAAUAUUAUUAUUAUGACUAUGAAGAAACAACGACUGCACGUCCCAAAAAGGCGCCCAAACCUAAAAAACAACCUAAAGCACCGAAAGCUACAACUGAAGCUCCCACCACUCCUAUACCGACCCCAGAGAAAGAGUCAUUUAUCGCCGACGAAUGCAGUUACACCUUAACUAUCCCUGGACGAGAGCUCCAGGGAGCCUGCAAAUCCAUGUUGUUGGACACUACUGUGCAUGACCUGAAAGUGGAACUUGAAGUGCUGAAACACGCCAACCAUCAGCUGAAAGACGACCUGCAGAAGUACAAAGCCAAAGCGGAGGAGAUAAGUGACUUCUACGAUGAGAUGCAGACGCUCACCAAGACAUGGAAAGAGAUCGUCCAUUGGCCAAAUAUUGAUAGCAAAUUCCAGCCCGAUAAUGAGAGUCUCGCUCGCCUCGUUGAUGGCCCACAAUAUAAAGAUUGUUCGGAAGUGCCAAAUAAAAAGGGCAAAGGGAUUUACAAAUUGAGGCCUGAUGAUUCACCAUGGGCAUUCAACGCGUUUUGUGAGGAUGGUUGGACUGUAAUCCAGAGACGUUUUGAUGGUUCCGUAGAUUUUGCCAAGCGGUGGUCUGAGUUCGGAAAUGGUUUCGGUGAUUUGGCAGGUGAGUUCUGGCUCGGUCUGGAGAACGUUCAUUCCCUUACUCAGAGUGGCAAGUACACGUUGAGGGUCGAGGUAGCCAAUCCAAAACUUUACACUGCCGAGUAUCCCGACUUCAGUGUCGCAGGAGAGGACGACUUCUACCGGCUAUCGCUGGGUAACAUGACCAAGGGAACAUUGGAUGGCAUGUCGAAUGUAGAUGGCCAGAAGUUCUCAACCCCAGCCUACGAUAACGAUAAUUGGAAUCAAAACUGUGCGCAAUACUUUGCGUCUGGCUUCUGGUAUGACAACUGUGGCUCAGACUUGAACACCCGCUGGUGUGAAAGGGGGUGCCUCAGAUGGGCUAAUAAAUACAUUACAAAAUCAUUGAUGAAAAUCAAAAAGAACUGAUAUUAAUUGAUACGCAUCAUAUAUGGACGUUUUGCAUAGUGAACAAGUAAUGCCAUCUUUAGAUGACAUCUGCAUUGAAACUAUAAAAGGUUUGCCCUCACAGUGAAGUACUUGACGAUUUAAUCUUUCACUUGAGUAGAGCAGAAAAGAAGUGAUCUGAUGUACGAAUGAAAAUGUAUGUUUUAUUAAUCGAAACAUGGAAGACUUAACCACCAGGGACAAGAGUGAGAUAAUUACAUUUGCUAGGGCACAAUACUUCAUUUGCCAUUCUUCGAUAGACAAUAUUAUAACCC